GGUCAAUUGUCUUCGUACGACUCACUAGCAUCGCAUUACGGGCUGACAGCACAGCACUUCUUACCACUUGAUAAUUUAUCUAUCUUUUUGCCUCGACAACCGACCCGCAGUAUCAGAGAAACACGACGGAGCCGGCGAGAAACGCUGGAUCAUCAGUUCCAGUGUUGACAUUGCUGUCCUAAUAUACCCGUAUGUCGUGACGUCAACAGCUGCUGCGUGCUUGGUGUUCCAUAUAUGGAAUAAUCUAAUUAUUAUGGAUAUUGCAACAUUCUUCUUCGUGAUUCAGAUGACGAUGUCUACAUGACUGUCAACCACUUGUGAACCCAGAGAAGAUGGAUUUCCGACCUGCUGUGUCCUGGAAUGCUCAGCGGAUUCUGCUCCUCCUGGUCUUUAACAUCGCCUUGUACCACAUCGUGUCUUCUAAACAGGACGACCUCGUGUUCCGCCUGGUCGAGGAGCAGCCGGCGGGGACGUUUGUCGGCAGCGUGUCCAACUCCAGCGGCAUCGUGCACGCCGUCUCCGGGGACGUGUUCCGGAGCCUCGUCUACACCUUCCUCAAUCCCAACACCCUGGAGACGGCGUCCAUGUUCAGCAUCAACAAGCGGAACGGAGCCGUGUACACCACGUCGAAAAUCGACAGGGAGAGAAUCUGCGACCUGUCUCUCGUCUGUGAGAAACAGUUCGACGUCAUGGUGCAGUCCAACGUCAGCUCCUACCUGAAGAUCCUGUCCGUGAAGGUCGUCAUAGACGACAUCAACGACAACCAGCCAAUAUUCCAGCCCUCCGAGGUGACCAAGUAUGUCGUGGAGUCGGACAUACUCAACAGAAAGCUUUCCAUCCACAGCGCUCACGAUAUGGACACCGGUGCUGGGAAUGGCGUGAAGACUUACAGAAUAAUGUCACACACCAACAUGUUUGACACAGAGGUAGAGAACAAGCUGGACGGUAGUUCGGAUCUAAAGAUUGUCAUUCUGAAGCCUCUGGACAGAGAAAAGCAAGACAAAUACACGUUUAAAAUCGAAGCCAGCGACGGCGGCUCACCUCGUAGGACGGGGACUUUAACAGUCCAUGUCAAGGUUAAGGAUUACAAUGAUAAUGCUCCAGUGUUCACACAAACCGAAUACAAUUUCAGUGCUGCGGAGACCCUACCGCUGAAUUCUGUUAUUGGGCAGAUCUCUGCCAGUGACGUGGAUAUGGGAAGGAAUGCUCAAACGUUUUACAGAUACAGCUCUGUCCGACCGUCCAAGCUGGACGAAUUGUUUUCUUUGGACGAGUAUUCUGGAGAGCUGCGUGUUAUGUCGCCUCUGCAAUAUGAGUCGGGUCAGAUAUAUGAAACGGUUGUUGAGGCCGUUGAUAGAGGAGUACCCCCACUGACAUCUCAAGCCAAGGUGUUUAUUCGUGUGUUAGAUGUAGGGAACACUCCUCCCAAAGUGAACCUGGUGCUCAAGAAAACGGUUUACAGUGACACGAUACUCCUCUCUGAAGGAUCGCCAAUUGACACUUUCGUUGGCCAUGUUAAAGUGGAGGAUAAUGAUUCUGGUCUCAAUGGUAUUGUUUCGUGUACGAUUUACAGCACGCACUUCUCGUUAAAUGAGCUGGAAGGGAAGGGAUACGCUAUCCUGGUGAGUAGACAACUCGACAGGGAGGUGAUUCAGCAGCACAACGUCACCGUUGUUUGUUACGAUUCCGGAAGCCCCAGUCUGAAAUCGUCUGUCUCCUUUCUUGUUAUCGUCACGGACAUUAACGACAACAAUCCCGUCUUCUCCAGACCCGUUUACUACACUCGUCUGGCUGAAAACGCACCUGUCAAUCAAUUCAUCGUCAAGGUGUCGGCUCAAGACGACGAUUUGGGAGUAAAUGGAGACAUCAGUUAUAGAUUAAACAUGGACGCUGGGUCUAUGUUUACUAUAAGUUCUGUUACUGGUAUAAUAAAAUCCAAUGCAGUGUUUGACCGUGAAACCAUAUCAGAAAUGAAAUUUAUUGUCAAGGCUGUUGAUCAUGGCACCAACCCCAAUACUGGCACAGCUACUGUCAUCGUUAUAAUUGCUGACAGGAAUGAUAGAGUUCCAGAGUUUGUUAACAAACAGCAAACGAUACGAGUUCCUGAACUGACUCCUCCUGGAACAAAUGUUGGGAAGCUAUCAGCUACCGACGAAGACAAAGGGAGGAACGCCGAGAUGGAAUUUAUGUUAGACAAUCCCGGUGUUGAUAUUCCAUUCGUUGUCUUCUCUAAUGGAGUGAUCAAAACAAACAGAGUGAUCCUGAUUGAGAAUGCUACCGAAUACUUGCUGAAGGUGGUCGUGUUUGACAAAGGCAGACCACCUCUUAGUUCGUAUGGCAAUGUUACAAUUAUCAUCACUGAGGUGAACAAGAACUCCCCCGUCAUUGUGUUUCCCACCCAUCCCACCUACUCAGUUCGAAUCACCACAGACGCUGAAGUUGGAUCUAACCUUUCCCGUAUUGUUGCAACUGACAAAGACGAUGGUCCAAACGGUAAACUGACAUACGGCAUCGCAGACGGAAAUGAAGGCAACUUGUUUGGACUAGACAACUCUACGGGCGUGCUUUACAUUCAGAGAAGGAUUACCUUGGAGGAUGAGAAGCGGUACAAGCUCACGAUAUCGGUGCACGAUGGCGGGAAACCGGAACGAGAAGCAAGGACUGAAGUGUACAUCAUCCUGGAGCCGGCGGUCAUCCCGAAAGUGUUACACACGGGAGCACCAGGCACUGCUCCAGGCAAUGGUACAGCCGGGGCGAGCUCGGAGCUGCUGCCUGGAGCUCACAACUUCAUGGUUAUCGCUGGCAUCGUCGCUGGCGUUACAAUAGUUGCCAUCGUCAUCAUCGUGUCCGUGAUCGUCCUCAUCAGAAGGACCGAUAACCGGAGGCGGCCCGUGGAGAUGGUGAAGACAGGGGUGCAGGAAGAAGGGGACACGCCAGACGAACCACACAGAGUGUGGGUGGAUGUAAGUCCCGAGGACAUCAAGGCUGGGUUCGGCGAAAAGAGGGUGGAACGCAACAGAAGACCCCCGGAGAAGAAACUGCAGUUUGAACCAGACAGCAAUGCGUCCGAUUCCUUUCUAAAGAAGACAGACGUAAACAAUUUUGGGAAACAGGAGUUUUUAACAUUUAAAAUGAAACAGAACCCGAGCCCUAUCGAUGACGUCCGUAGCGACACAUCAGGGGAGACAACUGCGAGCGACAGUGGUCGUGGGUGUAGUGAAGACGAUAUUCAGUUGGUACAGAUACCCAGAAUGAAAGGACUGAAAGGGACGUACCACUCAUACUCCACUAACGUCGACCCGCCUCCACACGUCACUCAAACCAGCAUACUGACGACCUUUGCCAGUCCCAAGAUGGCGGAGAAGCAGAGGAGUCCCUGCUUCCGGUCCAUCCACACCAACCCCGAGGCAUAUUCGAGCGGCACUCUGGAGCGUGAUCCGUGUCCGCCAGACUUCUCAGACGUCGGUUUUGACAGGAACCCAGCGAAAGACCGACACGUAACGUUUGUUAAGACUGGUCUAGGAGUUAGUGGUACGGACAAAGACCGAUUCAGGCCGGACGCUGGGGAUUAUACGAUGUUGAAGAGUUGACCAUUUUGUAUUCUUCUCGUGUCUUUAAAAACAAACUAAUAGAACCUGUAAAACAGUUACAUAAAGUUGCAGAUGCAAUUUUAUGAUAUAAUUAUAAUGUAUUUUUGAGUUUAAUUAAAGGGACAUUCCUGAGUUUGCUGCAUUGUAAGAUGUUUCCGACUAAUAAAAUAUUUCUACUGUUAAACUUACACAUUAAAUAUAUU
Messenger RNA from Gigantopelta aegis, 3793 nucleotides. Its product is annotated as putative protocadherin beta-18. The record is from RefSeq and is a predicted model, not a curated record. Gene Ontology annotation, molecular function: calcium ion binding. The coding region runs from base 333 to 3590 and encodes 1085 amino acids. Gene Ontology annotation, cellular component: plasma membrane. Gene Ontology annotation, biological process: homophilic cell-cell adhesion. The transcript has 5 exons. Lineage: Eukaryota; Metazoa; Mollusca; Gastropoda; Neomphalida; Peltospiridae.